This is a messenger RNA of Hypanus sabinus (Atlantic stingray), 1885 nucleotides long. Its product is annotated as leucine-rich repeat-containing protein 52-like. Gene Ontology annotation, cellular component: voltage-gated potassium channel complex. The transcript is spliced from 3 exons. Bases 405 to 1388 code for a protein of 327 amino acids. The record is from RefSeq and is a predicted model, not a curated record. Gene Ontology annotation, molecular function: voltage-gated potassium channel activity; potassium channel activator activity; transmembrane transporter binding. Lineage: Eukaryota; Metazoa; Chordata; Chondrichthyes; Myliobatiformes; Dasyatidae.
CUUGAAUGGACAGAUUCUCGGAGGUGCUGACUGUAUCUAUUUUAAUUGGUUUAACUUAAUGGCAAUGCUAGGAUAACACUGAAUGUACCACAAGACCAAAAGGAGAACACUGGUGACUCUUCUGCAGUUUAGGUUAUAAUAUCUCUCCUGAUGUGUGAGCUCCCGAAAGCCAGAGCGUACAGGGGGACCAGAUGCACAACCAACUGACCAAUAAACAAACUCUCUGUGAUCUUCAUUGCCCUACGCUUUCUGCACCGAUUGCACACAGCGUGACUAUGGAUCACAGUGGCGCUUGAUCCUCCAACUUUUUUCAAGACCGCAGGCAAACACAACCGAAUUUCGCGCGAUGGAGAUGUUCUGGGUAGAAAUAUUCGGAUGAAAGAUCUUCCCUCGAUAACCGGAGUAUGGAUGUGUCUUUCACUGUAAGGACGUUAAGACUGUUGUGUAUCAUUUUUAUUGCCAAAGUGUUUCGGGUUGCUGGCUGCCCUCGCGGAUGCAGUUGCAGCCCGUUUCAAAUGAACUGCACGGGGGCCCAACUCCAACAGUUCCCAACAGACAUCCCACUCAACACCAAGCAACUGAUUAUUUCCAACAAUAACAUUUCCAGCCUCCCCACUGCCCACCUCAACUACCUGGGCGGCCUGGUGUACCUGGACAUCAGUAACAACUCCCUGACGGAGAUCUCGCAAAGCUCCUUCCUCAACAUGCAGAUGCUGGUGUACCUGGAUCUGAGCCGCAACCACUUGCGGAGGAUCGCCCACUUCACUUUCAAAUACCUGACCAACUUAGUAGUGCUGAAAGUGAGCAGCAACAACGAGCUGAUCUUCUUCGACAAGCGGGCCCUCUCAACAAACAUGAAACUGCAAGAAAUUGACAUAAGCGGAAAUAGUCUAACACUCAUUGAUGUCAAUCUACUCGCAGCGCUUCCACACCUGAGGUCUGUGCGUCUUGCUGGAAACCCAUGGAUGUGCAACUGCAAUACGGAAUGCUUAAUAAGCUGGAUGAGAAGACACAGAAGAAUUAUUCCAGAUGCUGCUGAUGUCACUUGUGAAUUUCCAGAUUCUUUGCAAGGAGUCCUUGUCACAGAAGCUGCAGAUAAACUUUUCCCACUUUGUCACAGGAAAAGCGAAAUUAAAUUGAAAGAAAUCCUUUACUUUUGCCUCAUUGGCCCCGGACUAUUUUCUGCAAGCAUUGCUGUCAAUUUGACUUUCAGUUUAUUGAUCGUUCAUUUCAAGAGGAUCAAGAAGAAAGACCUGAAACAUUAUCGCAAACUCCGCAGGGCCAUUUCGUUUAAGUAUUCCAAGCGCCCUAAUGUGAUUAUUCAAGAAAUAAAUACCAAAGUCAGCACAAAAAGGAGCACUGCUGUAGGAACAAAAGUCAAUCGAUGACAGGACUUCUGAGCUUUUACUGUGAAAAGGUGGUCCAUAUUGCGAGUGUGAUAAAGCGGCUCAAAAGAUGUUAAGUAACAGUUACAGUAUUGCCUUAAUGCCUACACAAUCAGAAAACUACCAUAAUCAGCAGGACUUACAACUACUAUUCUGAAUCUUAAUUUUGUAGCAUGUUUGAUCUCAGUGAUUUCUGCACAUAUAUUUGUUUCUAAAGAGUAUUGGAAUACAGAAUCUUCCAGAUUUUAUGACUCGAAUUUUUGCAAAUGAAAUUUAUUAAGUGUAAUCAUAUUUUAUUACUAUAUUGUUGGAUAACUUUAAACAUUGGUCAAUAUUGAUCAUCUCCCCAUAAAAAAAUGGACUGCCACAAUAAUUCAUUUUACAUGUAGGGAGCAAAUUUGAAAUCAGAGAAGAAUUAACUAGUAGCAACAAAUGAAAAUGCUUUCUAUUUGUGAACAAAUUAAGGAGAUUUGGUAAAGUAAAAAUGUGUUAUCGUGUCA